AUGGAUGCCGAGUAUGUCCUAUGCAAUUGGAAAGACCAGUUGUGGCCAGCAAAAGUUUUGUCCAGAUCUGAAACUUCAUCAGACAGUAAGAGAAAAAAGUCAUUUUCCCUAGAAGUUCAAAUACUCUCACUAGAUGAAAAGAUUAAGGUAGACAGUACAGAAACAAAGAUACUAACUAAAUGUCAAAUUGAAGCCAUUACCGCCUCACUAGGAGAGCAGUCAGAGGUCAGUUCUCCAUCUACCGAGGAAAUGACCUAUAGAAGAUCUCUGCAAGCAGCACUGGAUAUUCUGAAUGAGAGCACAAAUCUGAGUCAAGCAAGUAUUUCUGAUGAUGAGACCAGUACACUGUCUGAAAAUGCACCACAAAAUGAGUCUGAUUCACCCCCUCCUAAAAAGUAUCGAAAGCACGAAGGGGACUUAGAAAGUGAAAAUUCAAUAUCCCUGCUAAUAUCUUCAGAGAGUGAUGAUUCCCUGCAUGAUGAUAAGCCCCAGGUGCACACAACUACUGGUACUAUUCCAAGUGAAACUGAAAUGAAGUCAUCACAAAGCCCCAGCUUGUGCCAGACUUCUUCUCUUUCAGAAGAUGAGGAUGAAAAAAAGAACAAGGAAAAGGUUAAUAUCUCAACAUUUGUGUCUGUGCAUUCCACAGCCAAAGAGGAGGAUGUGGGUAUUAAAGAUGAAAAGAUUGUUCCAUCUUUACCAUCAGAUAUUCAUGCUGUGCCCAAAGUUUUAAAAGAGGAGAAAGAAGAUACCUGCCAAGAGACCCUGGAUAUUUCCUCUGAAUGCUCUUCUCUCUCAGAUAUUGUUGAGGAUCCUGGAGAGGGUCCCUCAAAUCCACACUUAGAAGCCAGCCAAAGCCAACCUGCUGUGGAGCCAGAGAUGGCUGCUACAACAUCUACUGGGAGUCAGUCAUGGGAAUGCCAGGGUUCUUCUAGUGCCUGUAAUCUUGUCUUGGAUUAUUCCCUUGCUGGGAAUAGAGAAAGAGAUCUUCAGGCACUGGAUUUUGAGGAACUUGAUGAAGUUCAAGCUUCUGACAAGUCAUUACCUCAAAAUCCUGUUGAUGUUUCCUUGUUAGAUGAUGAUGAGGAAGAGGAAGAACUUCCACGCUUCAUUUUAAAUUAUGAGUCACGUUCAUAUGAAACAGGAAUGAUAGUCUGGUUUAAAUAUCAAAAAUAUCCAUUUUGGCCUUCCGUGGUAAAAAGCAUCAGAAGAAAAGAAAAGAAAGCAAGUGUGCUUUUUGUUGAGGCAGACAUGAAUCCUGAAAAGAAAGGAGUUAGAGUAUCUUUUAGAAGAUUAAAGAAAUUUGAUUGUAAAGAGAAACAAGCCCUAGUGGAAAAAGCCAGAGAAGAGUACAGUGAAAGCAUUGACUGGUGCAUUUCCCUGAUUUGUGACUAUAGAGUUAGACUAGGGUGUGGCUCUUUUUCAGGCUCUUUCCUUGAGUAUUAUGCUGCUGAUAUUAGUUAUCCAAUUAGGAAAGUGACCAAACAGGAUACCUUCAGGAACAAAUUUCCAAAGCUGCAUAACAAAGAUGCUGGGGAAGCAAUGGUUGUGACUUCUCAGACCAAGAAAAUGUCCUUCCGGAAAAUUCUUCCUGACCGGAUGAAGGCUGCUCGAGACCGAGCCAACAAGAACCUCGUGGAUUUUAUUGUGAAUGCCAAGGGAACAGAGAGUCAUCUUCUGGCCAUUUUAAAUGGCACAAAAGCAUCCAGAUGGCUGAAAUCAUUUUUGAAUGCAAACAGGUUCACACCCUGUAUUGAAACAUAUUUCGAGGAUGAAGAUCAGUUGGAUGAGGUGGUGAAAUAUUUACAAGAAGUCUACAAACAAAUAGAUGAAAGAAUGCUGGCUGUGAUAAAAGAUGAUAAAAUCAAGUUCAUCCUGGAAGUUCUUCUCCCAGAAGCAAUUAUUUGUUCAAUUUCUGCUGUUGAUGGGUUAGAUUAUGAGGCAGCUGAAGCGAAGUAUCUAAAAGGACCGGCUUUAGGCUACAGGGAAAGAGAAUUAUUUGAUUCAAAAAUCCUGUUUGAGAAGAGACGGAAACCACCAACAAAUGAACCUCAUUAA
This is a messenger RNA of Otolemur garnettii (small-eared galago), 2058 nucleotides long. It is a transcript of the gene PWWP3B, whose product is annotated as MUM1 like 1. The record is from RefSeq and is a predicted model, not a curated record. Bases 1 to 2058 code for a protein of 685 amino acids. The transcript has a single exon. NCBI's taxonomy places the organism in Eukaryota, Metazoa, Chordata, Mammalia, Primates, Galagidae.